Molecule: messenger RNA, 1661 nt
Organism: Elaeis guineensis (African oil palm)
Lineage: Eukaryota; Viridiplantae; Streptophyta; Magnoliopsida; Arecales; Arecaceae
Product: F-box/FBD/LRR-repeat protein At1g13570
Molecular function (GO): protein binding
Source: RefSeq, a predicted model, not a curated record
AGAUACCCAGUCCAAUAACCCGCACGAAUCUCAAAGCGGUCAAGAGAAAAAAAAACAGAGAAAGAAGACUCCUUUCAGGAGUCUUCUUCCUCCUCUCCGACGAAUCCGGGAUCAAGCCGGAGACCUAGGGCUGCUAGGACCCCAAGAUCCUCUAUAUACCCCUAUCCCCCACAAAGCGCUACACCGGUGAUCAUUGCGUCCCUCUUUCUUCCUCUUUUCUCCUCUUAAAGCCGCGGCCUCCCGUGCUUGCGCCCUCCGGAAAUCGGGGCUAUCGACUCCGCCGGAAAUCGAGAUCAUAAAUCUAAGGAAAUAUAUGAUAAAUAUGAAUAACUCACAAUCUGAAAGGAGGGCUCGUCCUGCCCUAAAUCUGGAUAUGAUUAGCAGCCUGCCAAAAGAUAUUCUAGACAAAAUCCUCAUGUGUUUACCACUGAGGGAUGCCAUUCAGACAAGCUUCUUAUCAAGGACGUGGAGGCAUGCAUGGACUUCAAUGCCAGCAUUGCUGUUUAUUGAUGACUCUAUUCCAUCUACUGGUUCGAAUGCCAAUUUUCUCUCAUUUGUCGAUCGGGUUCUCUUACUCCAUAAUGGCCCAAUCCUGAAGUUUCAUCUUGUGAGUAGUUGCUGUUGCGAGGUGGCUAUUGAUCGAUGGAUGCUUGUCUUAUCAAGAAAUGGUAUUCAAGAGUUUGUCUUCAAUUCAUGGUAUGAUGAGAGGUACAAGGUUCCUUCUACUCUAUUCUUUUGCCAAGAAUUGAAACAUGUGGGGCUGUCUAAUUGUAUAUUUGAACCGCCUCAAAUGUUCAAAGGCUUUAGCUUGUUAAGUUCUCUGAAACUCAACCAGACUACACUCACUGACAUUGGAUUAGAGAACUUGGUUUCAAGCUGCCCACUUUUGGAGAUUUUGUGGCUAUCAAACUUCAAUGGGUGUACUCAUCUCAAGAUUCAUGCGCCAAAGCUCCUAGCAUUGAGUAUUUUUGGUUUCUUUGAAGAUCUCCAUCUACAAACUCCAAAUUUGGUUGUUGCAACCCUUGCACUAGAUGUAAAAGCUGGCCAACAUGUAGCAAGUGGAACAAAAAGCAAUCUGAUCCAGGCUCUUUCUUCUAUACCUGCGAUUAAAAUGCUAGAAUUAGGUGAAUACUUUGUAGAGUAUUUGGCUGUUGGAUCUUUGCCAGAAAAGCUUCCCACGACAUUCAAUUGUUUAAGGAAACUCACAGUGGACAUAGAUCUUGGAGUUCUAGAGCAGACAAUGGCAGCACUUUGCUUGUUUCAGAAUGCCCCGAACUUAGAAGAACUUGAGUUAUGGCAAGCAUUAGAAGAAACUCCAAUGGUCCCUGCUGGAAAAUUCUGGAAAUUGAAUGUGGAUCAGAGACUUCCAUUCAAGCACCUUCGAAAUGUGUGCCUCUAUUAUUUUUUGGACUUGGAAGCUCACUUUGAAUUUGUGAAAUUUGUACUCAGCACUGCACCGGGGCUUAAAAAAAUGACUUUAAGAAGUCAUGAUUGCCCGGAUGAGUCAAAAGUCCUGAGGAAGUUGCUGCAGUUUCCAAGAGCAUCAAAGCAAGCUCAAGUCAUGUAUAUAUGAACAUUGUUACAAUUCAAUGAUGCUUAAUUACAGACUGGAAAACAUGAUUAAAUCAUUCAUCUUUUCUGAAUUAUUAUAACCCUUUCAU